Molecule: messenger RNA, 3675 nt
Organism: Bolinopsis microptera
Lineage: Eukaryota; Metazoa; Ctenophora; Tentaculata; Lobata; Bolinopsidae
Product: structural maintenance of chromosomes protein 3-like
Exons: 23
Coding region: 39-3611 (1190 amino acids)
Biological process (GO): mitotic sister chromatid cohesion
Cellular component (GO): mitotic cohesin complex; chromosome
Molecular function (GO): double-stranded DNA binding; protein binding; ATP hydrolysis activity
Source: RefSeq, a predicted model, not a curated record
AACCUGUAAUAUUUUAAUAGCAAGGGCAGACCCCUGUCAUGUUUAUCAAGCAGGUGGUGAUCUGUGGGUUUCGGAGCUACAGGAAUGAAGUGGUCGUGGAACCAUUCCAUCCUCACCAUAACUGUGUUGUGGGAAGGAACGGAUCUGGAAAAUCUAACUUUUUCUUGGCGAUCCAGUUUGUGCUGAGUGAUGAGUUCAGUCACAUGAGACCAGAACAACGUCAGCAACUUCUCCACGAGGGUAGUGGACCACGUGUAGUUAACGCGUAUGUGGAGAUAACGUUUGAUAACACUGAUAACAGGAUACCAAUAGAGAAGGAGGAGGUCACUAUUAGACGAGUUAUUGGUUUUAAGAAGGAUCAGUACUUCCUCGAUAAGAAGAAUGUCACGAAGACAGAUGUGAUGAAUCUGCUUGAAUCUGCUGGAUUUUCCCGAAGUAACCCCUACUACAUCGUGAAACAAGGCCGAAUAAACCAGAUGGCUGUUGCACCGGACAGUCAGCGAUUGAAGUUGCUGAGAGAAGUAGCUGGUACAAGGGUUUAUGAUGAGAGGAAGGAGGAGAGUUUGGGUAUUUUGAAGGACACAGAAGGAAAGAUAGAAAAGAUAGACGAGUUUCUGCAGUACAUUGAGGAGAGACUAAAAACUCUCGAGGAGGAAAAAGAAGAGCUGAAGGAGUAUCAGAAAUGGGAUCGAAUGCACAGGUCACUUGAGUACACCAUGUACGAUAAGGAAUUAAGAGAGGUUCGGGAUAAGUUGGAGUCGCUAGAUCAGCAGCGGCUCGAGGAGGGAGACAGGACGAAAGACUUUACAAUCCACCUUUCUACCACUGCCAACGAGAUUAAAUUCCUAGAAAGGGAUCUGAAGGAGCUUGAGAUUAAGACUGCGUCUACUCGAAGUGAGCGAGAUCAGUUGGCUGAUGAACGUCAACUUCAAAUCAGACAGAGAGCCAAGCUAGAACUCGAUCUGAAGGAUCUAGAUGAGAUAUGUAAUGAUGAUUUAGCCACCAAGGGUACCUCAGCGGAGGAGCUAGCCCAGGUCGAAGAGCAGAUCAAGACAGCACAAGAAGCACUCAACCAAGUAGUUCCCCAGUUCCACGAACAGAAGAAUCUAGAAGAAUCCUGCAACUCUCAGCUGAGGAUCAACGAGCAGAGAAGGACGGAGCUUUACGCCAAGAAGGGAAGAAAUCUGGAAUUCACGGAUCAAAAAAAGAGAGAUGAGUGGAUAAGUAGUGAGCUGAAAACGUACGGAUCAAAUCUCUCUGACAAGGAGGAGCAAACCAAGACUGUUGAAAAGGAGGUUACAGACACUAAAGAAAAGAUAGAGAAGAUAACAGAGGAUAUAAAGGAACGAAGUGAGAAUCUUGAGGAAAGAAAGAAGGAAAUAGAAGAGACGAACAAGGAGCUGGGAGAAGCGAAGAUUAAAAGAGACGAGGUUCAAAACAAACGAAAGGACCUGUGGAGACAGGACAGUAACUUUGAGCAGAGUCUCAAUACCAGCAAGGAGCAGCUGGACGAGGCUGAGCGUCAACUCCGCUCCACAGUCAGCAAGGCGUUUAACAACGGUAUAGAUGCCAUCAAGAAGAUUGUACGUGAGAAGAACAUCAGUGGCGUGUAUGGACCCCUUAUAGAGAACUUCAAAUGUAACGAGAAGUUCUUCACCGCUGUUGAAGUCACCGCUGGAAACAGGCUAUUCUACAUCAUAGUAGACACUGACAAGACAGCUUCACAAAUACUGAGCAUAAUGAACAAGAACAAAAUGAACGGUGAAGUUAACUUCCUGCCUCUUAACAGACUCACCUUCAAGGAAGUCCAGUAUCCCACAUCCAACGACGUUAUCCCGAUGGUAAGCAAGUUGGAGUACAACCAGAUCUUCAAACCAGCCAUGGAAACAAUAUUCGGCAAAACUCUCAUCUGUCGGAGUCUGGAGAUUGCGUCCCAGUACGCGCGUAACGAGCACAUGGAUUGCAUCACCCUUGACGGCGACCAAGUGUCUCGCCGUGGUGCGCUAACUGGGGGGUACUACGACAAGCGUAAGUCUCGUCUGGACUCACAACGCCAGGUGUGGUACUGGCAGGCCAAGUUGGCGGAGGAGGAGACAAACGCUGGCAAGAUAAAGGGCGAUAUGGAGGAAGUGGACUCCGAGCUCUCAAAGCUGGUAAGUGCAGUACAGAAGUUAGAAACAAAGCAGAUUCAGCUAAGGGAAACUUAUGAGAGACAGAAAAUGGAUGUUCAGAACCUCAAUGUGGAGAAGAAACAGCUUGAAAAGCAUCUUGACACCAAGACCAGAUUAAAAUUGGCGCUAGAUGGAGAUCUAACUGCACUGAGAGGCACCGUGGCCUCACUCCAGCAGGAACUGGGAACCGAGCUUCUUUCUCAGCUCACUGAGACUGAACAGGAAGAAGUUAAGAAACUGAAUAAGGAAAUCGCCUCUCUUCAGUCUCAAAUUAGAGAUUCUCUCGAACGAAGGAGUAAAUUAGAAGUAGAGAAGAACAUGUACGAAAAUCUGUUGCACAAUAACUUAUUCAAAAGAAGAGAUCAGCUGUUGAGUAAUAUUGAUGAGUUGGGAAUGAGUGAGCGAAAACAGGAUUAUGAUAGUAAAAGAGCAGAGUUCUCUCAAGCGACCGAGGGAAUGGAAUCCACGAAGAAGCGAUUAGACUGGCUCGAGAAUGAAAUGGACGUAUACACGAAGAAAUGCAAAGAAUUGGCGACUCAGAUUGAACACAAAACAGGAAAAGAGAGGGAGAUUCAGGAAAGCAUUGAAGAAGAGAGCAAAAACAUGGAGAAAAUGGCAAACAAACGAGCUGUAAAGUUACGAAAGAAAGAGGAAGUGAUGAGAAAGAUCCGAGAGUUGGGGUCAUUACCAGCAGACGCUUUUGAGAAAUAUCAGAACAUGAGUUUGAAGGAGCUGUGGAAGCUCAUGAACAAGUGUAACAAUGAGCUGAAAAAGUACGCUCACGUGAACAAGAAAGCUCUGGAUCAGUUUGUAAGUUUCUCGGAACAGAAAGAAAAGCUUAUAGAGAGGAAGAAAGAGCUUGAUAAGGGAUUGGAUGCAAUCAAGAACUUGAUGGACGUUCUAGAGCACAGAAAACACGAAGCCAUUCAGCUAACUUUCAAACAGGUGUCCCACUUUUUCACAGAUAUCUUCAAGAAGCUAGUCCCUGGCGGUACCGCUACUCUAGUCAUGAAACGUUCAGAGUUCGACGAGGAGGGCAGUUCAGUCCCUCUCGUUGAGCAAUUCACAGGAGUUGGCAUCAAGGUCUCCUUCAGUGGAAAGGUUUCGGAGACAAAGGAAAUGCAGCAGUUAUCUGGAGGACAGAAGUCUCUGGUUGCUCUGACUCUGAUAUUCGCUAUCCAGAAGUGUGAUCCUGCUCCCUUUUACUUGUUUGAUGAGAUCGAUCAGGCGCUGGAUCCUCAACAUCGUAAAGCUGUCGCAGAGUUGAUAAGCAAACAGUCGGACACAUGCCAGUUCAUUACAACAACAUUCCGUCCUGAACUUGUCCAGGCAGCAAACAAGCACUACGGAGUGAUCUAUCGCAGCAAGGUGUCCCACAUCCAGCAAGUUACCAUGGAGGAAGCUCUGGACUUCAUCGAGGAUGAAGCACCUGACAAAUAAACACCCAACAAACUGAUCGAAGUGAUUUCGAGUUUAUUUUGACGGACCAUCUCUAAUUGGAUUU